AGGCUAGAGGGCGUGAGGAUUGAGCUGGGUCAAGGCUGGGUGCACCAUCCUCAUUAUCAGCCCCAUUCUCCAUCGCUCGGGCCUGCCCAUUGAUCCUCCUUCAGAUCGGCUCGGUUGGGACCCCGCUGGGCACGGUGUCAGUAUCGAUCCUGCUCCUCCCCACGCCCCGCUCAUUAAACCCCGGGACGAAGACGGCGGGUGGAACGUGAUGGAAUGCCCACAUUUGUCGGACCUGCCUUGGUACACUGGGCACGAGCCAGUGGUGUCCCCCCAUCAGGCCAUCAAGUGCUCGGUUUGUCCCGAGAUCAAUUCCGUUUGGGUGUGUCUGAGUUGCGGCUAUUGGGGAUGCGGGCGUUAUGCGUCGGCCCACGCUCUGGCCCACGCCCAAACCGCCCAACACCCUGUGUGCAUGGAAGUCAAAGAAACCUCAGUAUUCUGUUACAAUUGUGAUGAUUUUAUAAUCAACGAUACCUCAGACCAGAAGGUCAAUGGCAUUCGUCAGCAGCUCCGAAAAUGGUCAGUGAAUACAUACAGCAGCCCAAAUAAUGAGAAUGAGGAACGCGACGUGGGCGUGGACACGGACCCCGCCCACCACCCCGAGAAACGAACCCUACGAUCGCGUCGAAAAAGGGCGAAAUCCCUGGAAAACGUGGAAGUUGAGAAUAAUCGCCCACCGAUGAUCAAACGAUCCCGUAAAUCCACCGAGACCGGACAUAAUCAUCACCAUCGUACCAAUCGCCCGGAUCCCGAAAUGGUUCAAAAUAGUAAAUCCCUGCGAAAGAACCUAGUCGGAUUGCGAAACUUGGGCAACACUUGUUUUAUGAGUGCCGUUCUUCAGUCGUUAAGCAACAUCCACGAAUUUUGCCGGGUUCUCAAGCAGUUGCCCUCAUUGGAGAGCUCUCAAGGGAAUGGCGAGAUUGCCAAGCCUCCACGCGAAACCAGGAGCAAAGGAAUGGUGACUUCUUGCAAUGGAUCGGAGGGAGCCAUUGUCACCGAGGAACUUCGCAAAGUGUUGGUGGCACUCAAUCAAGGAACAGCGGGGGCCAAGAAGGCCAUUUCACCCGAGGCUCUGUUCCACGUCAUUUGGAAGGUGGUCCCCAGGUUCCGAGGAUAUCAGCAACAAGAUGCUCACGAGUUCCUUCGAUACAUGUUGGACCGACUUCACACGGAGUUGUUGUCUUUGCUGCCCAGCGAUAUUUCUUGGCUUCAAAAGAACCUCUCCCCUUAUUCUCGGCGACUCUCGAAUCGAGGGUUUGCCCAAACCUCCUCACAGUCUUUGGUGACCUCGGUCUUUGGCGGGACUCUCCAAUCCGAAGUGACUUGUUUGACUUGCAAGACCUCUUCCAAGAAGCACGAUCCCUUCUUGGAUUUAUCCAUCGACAUACCCAACCAAUUCAUGCAGGCCCGAAAGAGCAAGGAUAAAUCCUCGCUUGGAUCCUCCGAAGAGAUCAAGCGGAGCUGUAACGUCCAUGACUGCUUGGAGAAGUUCACGGACGUGGAGGAGCUCUCGGAUGCCGAUCGUUUCUUCUGUGAGCGUCGGUGCAAUCGGAAGCAGCCCUCGACAAAGAAAUUCUGGAUCCGACGACUUCCCAAUGUCCUUUGUCUCCAUCUCAAGCGCUUCCGUUGGAGUCCAUAUUCCCGAACCAAGAUCGAUACUCAUGUCGAAUUCCCCUUGGUUGGACUCAACAUGUCCAAAUAUUUGCUCUCCAAUCACCACGAUACUCGUUGCUCCAAUUCAGGCUCUUGUCUGUACGAUCUGGCGGCGGUCAUCGUACACCAUGGCUCCGGGGCCGGUUCGGGACAUUAUACCGCAUUCGUAAUCAGGGACGCGAAUUGGUAUCACUUCAACGAUUCCACCGUGUCCGCCACAGAUCCCGAGACCGUUUCCAAAAGUAAGGCUUACAUCCUGUUCUACAUUCAAAGAGAGUUCCAAGCACUUCCUCCCAAAUCAGAAUGAGGUGGAUCCCUCGUCGCCUGUCACUCAUUCUCAUUCAAAAUCGCUGUGAAUUUGGUCAUCUACAUUUCAUUCGUAACCGUUCCCUUGCUUCACCGUACUCUCAUUUGUCCACGUUAUGUCCAGCUCAAGUGAAUCCCAGGCCUUGAAGGUCUGUCAACCACGAAGAAACGAAUCUGCUAGCGCUUUGGUUUCUAAUGUACAUGUCGAGGGUUCAAAUCAUACCACGGAACGUUUCGACGGUUUUCUUUGAAUCGUGCUCAAUAAAACCCCAAAUCUCUCCCCCCUCA
This is a messenger RNA of Tigriopus californicus, 2244 nucleotides long. RefSeq names its product ubiquitin carboxyl-terminal hydrolase 3-like. Gene Ontology annotation, biological process: protein deubiquitination. The record is from RefSeq and is a predicted model, not a curated record. Gene Ontology annotation, molecular function: cysteine-type deubiquitinase activity; zinc ion binding. Lineage: Eukaryota; Metazoa; Arthropoda; Copepoda; Harpacticoida; Harpacticidae. The transcript has 7 exons. Bases 209 to 1957 code for a protein of 582 amino acids. Gene Ontology annotation, cellular component: cytoplasm.